Molecule: messenger RNA, 3540 nt
Organism: Sorex fumeus (smoky shrew)
Lineage: Eukaryota; Metazoa; Chordata; Mammalia; Eulipotyphla; Soricidae
Gene: EFCAB8
Product: EF-hand calcium binding domain 8
Exons: 26
Coding region: 1-3540 (1179 amino acids)
Molecular function (GO): calcium ion binding; protein binding
Source: RefSeq, a predicted model, not a curated record
AUGCCCAACCUCACGCCCAGCCAGAUGGUAGAAUUACAGCAGGAGUAUUCCUGGCUGACUGAGCUGCCGUUGGAUGAGAUGGAGAAAAUGUUUGAGACCUACGGGAAUGCAGAUGGAGGCUUGGACAGGAAGAUGUUCAUCAAGGGUGCCAAGAAGGUCCUGGGCUAUGUGACCGAGGACAGGCUGCAGGUGCUCUUUCUCAAGGUGGACACAGACUGCGAUGGCACCAUCACCUGGGAGGAGUACGUGGACUACGUGAUGCGGGAGUUCCAGGGGAAGGAGAUGAAGAGGAGGAGCCAAUACCGCCUGCGCUUCCAGCUGCCCAUGAAGAUCAUCCCCCAAAGCCACAGGUGUGAGAUCGUGAAGGUGCAGUACUUCGUUCCCCGCCUCAAGAAAUUCGGCUGCUUCGUCACCAUCACUAAGGACGGCUGCCUGGAGACCUGGUCUGAGAGCUUUACAAUGAUCAGCUCCUUCAGGCUGAACCAGCUCCAGCAGUCCCCCCACCAGCAGAUGUGGGUUGUCGACAUGGUGUGUCUACACAACAUGAACCUCAUCGCAGUGGCGUCCACUGAGCAGAAGAUUGAGUUCUACGAUAUUAGUGACUUCAACUGCGUCCGGGCCUUCACCUUCAUCGACCUGGACAGCUGCGUGAUGGUCAUGGACUACUGGUCUGACUACCACAGAGGCGUCUUCUGCUACGGCGACAGCAAAGGCAGCGUCACCGUCUUCACCUCGGACAACGUGAAAAACGGGCUGUUCAAUCCAUGCAUCCUCCCCAAGACCUCUAAAUGGGAUCGCACUCACUGGACCACCGUUUCUGCGCAGAAGCUCCUGAACGAGAAGUCCAGUCUGUAUAGAACUUUCCGACUGAAGGCUCUCCACGACACCUGGUGCCAGCAGGUCAAGUUCAUCCCUGAGAUGAACCUGGUGGCCUCCUGUGCGGCUAUUGAGAAGGCCUCACUGGUGCUGACCAUGCUGCCGGACAAAGACUCGGAGAACCCCAGGUUUUCCGUGCUGGGACUGAGGAAGGGGAUUCUUUGCUUUGAUUACUGCGUGGACAAGAACUUCCUCGUGACCGGUGGUUAUGACCCCCUCAUUCGCCUGUGGAACCCCUUCUUAUCCAAGAAGCCCGUGUGGCUGAUGAAGGGCCACCGGGCCUCGGUGACACACAUCCUCAUCAACAGCAAGGACAGUAGUAUCCUCGUCAGCAUCUCCAAGGACAAGAACAUCCGCGUGUGGGACAUGCUCGACUACAUCUGCCUCCAGUCCUUCUGCGGCCGGCUGCUGGCCCUGGGCAACUGCCCCAUCACCAGCGCCUACUACCACAAGGAGGACAACAUGCUGGUCUGCUGCACCUUCACUAUUGGGAUCCUGCAGGGGAGCCUGGAAUCACAGCAGGCCGACAUGGAGGUGGAGAAGACCAGCACCCACAACAUGCCGCUCUGCGGAGCCCUGUACAGCACACCCAUGCAGCAGGUGGUGAGCGGCUGCGUGAGUGGCAUGGUGAUGGUGUGGGAGCUGAUGACGGGCAGGAAGAUGGCCAUGUUCUCAGUGUCAGGGGACGAGCAUGAGGAGCUGACGGCCAUGGCCCUGGACGAGCCGGAGCGCUGCCUGCUCACGGGCCUGCGGGACGGCAGCGUGAAGCUGUGGAACUACAACAACGGCGAGUGUCUGGUCACCUUGCCCAAUCCCGACCACAUGGAGAUCAGUGGAAUCAUCCACUUGAACAAAGUGUUCUACGUGUCAGGCUGGAGCAAGAGAAUCAACAGUUUCAUGUUCCACAGGACCAAGCCACUGCUCCUGUGCUACCCCUGGCCGACCUUCCACACGGACGACAUCCUGAGCAUGGACAAGUACCAGAACCAGUUUCUCGGGACGGCGUCCUACAACGGGGACAUCAUCUUAUGGAACAUCUUCCUGCUCAAGCCCCUCUUGGGGUUCAACGCCUCACAGAGCUACAUGGCUCUGCAGCCCCAGAAGGUCUACACCCCAGAAGCCGAGGAGAAGGCGCCAGAGUCGCAGGAGGCCAGCAGGCCACACACAGCGAAAAAGUGGGCAGAGCGUUCUGCGGACCACCCAGCCCCCAGCCGCAGGGCCGGCCCCAACCUGUGGCGGAACCUGGCGUCAGCGCCUCCAGUGAUGAGACAACCCAACCAGAAGGAGAUGGAGAACCCCGUCAGCACCAGCAGCUCCAGGGUGACGGGAAAGACCCCGGACGACAGGCCUGCUGCCGAGGGGACAGAGAGCCUGCAGAAGGAGGCGCUACAGAGUAGGGCCGCUGUGAAGAUCAUCUUCCUGCAGACCAGGCCCCGGCAGCCGCACACGGCCGCCCUGCUAAGCAGUUGCACGGAUGGCUACCUGUAUGCAUGGUCCACUCAUGGCAGUGGCGGCCUGCUGGGCAAGUUCCCCUCGGGCCUCACGGAAACCGAGAACGUGGUCGUGGGCACCAUGACCACGGACAAGAAUGACUUGAUCCUUCUCACAGGGGACUCCAAAGGGCAGAUCAAGAUCUGGGACAUCAAGGAUUACUGCAUGCCCACUAGCAGGCAUCCACAAGGGCGCCGGCCCGGGUGGCAGUCUCUGCCUGUGAGGAACAAGUUCCAGUACUUGAUCUCUAAGCGGAUCCGGACUGCCGGCCCCUACUUUGUCCCCCUGAAGCCGACUGAGGUGGUGUCUGGUCAGACUGUUUCCCUGGUUCCUCCCAAACUCCUGAUUUCCUGGAAGGGCCACGAGGAGAGUGUGGUGGACAUCCGGUAUGUGAACAGCUUCCAAUUGCUCAUCACUGCUGGUCUGGACCGGGACGUCAAGGUUUGGAAAGUCUCCGGUGAGGCCAUUGGCACAUUUGGCCUGACCAUCUGGAAGAAGCUGCAGACGGUGGACAUCGAGCUGAACAAAGGCUAUAACGACACAUCCAUGUUCAUGGACAGCAACCUGCAGACUCUGUAUGAGGAGCAGCCGGGUGACGUGGAUCUGGCCAGCGCCCUGGAGUACCAGCGGCAGGAGCAGAUCGCCCUCCUGGCCCUGCUGCACAUGAAGGGGGACAUGGAGACGGAGGCCUGGGCCGCCCUGCGGAAACUGACCCUGCAGUGCCCCUGGGGCGGGGAGCGCCCCCUGGAGGACAUCGAGAGCAGCUGGCGCGCGUGGGAGAGCCGGGCCCAGACGGUGAACAAAGUCGCGGGGGGCACCUACUGGCCCAGGGAGCGGGCGCGGAGCCCCAGCGUGCACUUCAGGGACGUGCAGUACGGCUGCAUGCGGCUCCAGAUCUCCCCCCGGAUCUUCCAGAGCCUGCACUUCAACGAGCUGGCCGCUGUCCAGCAGCCCGAGCUCCUGCAGGAGGCCCUGGAGCAACCGGGCAGCAGCGGGUACACGGUGGCCCACAAGCUCUGGCAGAAACUGUGCUCCGAAGGGGACACCAGGGCCAGCACAGCCUCUGUGCUCUCCUCGCUCUUCUCCACGGCCUCGGGCUCUGCGCAGCCCACCGGGUUUCGAAAGACCUCCUCUAGAUCCUUGAUAAGGAAGGGCACCCCUGUGCAGCUCUGA